Molecule: messenger RNA, 13216 nt
Organism: Mytilus californianus (California mussel)
Lineage: Eukaryota; Metazoa; Mollusca; Bivalvia; Mytilida; Mytilidae
Exons: 4
Coding region: 195-6284 (2029 amino acids)
Biological process (GO): regulation of DNA-templated transcription
Molecular function (GO): RNA polymerase II cis-regulatory region sequence-specific DNA binding; DNA-binding transcription factor activity, RNA polymerase II-specific
Source: RefSeq, a predicted model, not a curated record
UCAAUUUGCUAUAUUUAGCAAAAAGAAGAAGAUAUGCUAUGAAAAAGUGAAAUUGGCUUCAAUAUAGGUGAUUGCAAAUGAAUUACGAGAAAAGAGAAUGUUCAGCUGUGGGUUCUUCCCCAUAAAAGAGAAAUUGCAGAAGGGUAAAAGAUAGUAUGGGCUAGGUAAAUUUGAAUUGUUAGACUUAAAUCAGGAUGAGGACUUACAAGGAACCAAAGAGAAUUGACAAAGCUAGGUCAAGAGAGCCUGGACUAGUUACUCAUGAUGAAGGCAUUUCUAAAUUGUCAGCCUUGUCAGUACAAGUUGAAGAAGAAACUAUUGAGAACUCUUCUGACAAGGAGGAAGAAAUGAUAGAGGAUAAUGACUCUGGAGUUCAGGAAAAUCAUAUUGAUGAUGAAGAACCUGAAUUUGACAAUGAAAAAAUUGAGGAAAAUAAAAAUGAUAAAGAUGAGAAUCAUGAAAAAAUGGAGGAUGUUAACGUAGGAAUUAGUGCAAAGAAAAAGACUCCACCUAAAAAAUCAAAGAAAGUUGUAGAGAAUAAUCUACUUCACAAUGAAGACAUUGAUGAUAUUAGAAAAUGUGAACCAGAAGGAGAAAAAAGAAAACAAGAACCACCUUCAAAGGCAAAGAAAACAACCACUGUAAAGGAAGCAAAAAGGAGAAAAAUGUCAGACAAGAAAAAUGAUAAGAGUCAAGCAAGUAAAGAUGUCCUAAAUAAUUGUGUUGUUGAUUUGGGAAGUAAAGAAAAAAUUUCACCAAAAUCGAAGAAUAAAUCGAGAUCAACAAAAUCAAAACAAAAAUCCAAUACGACAGAUGACACUGAUAUUGAUGAAUCACAUAAAGAAGACUCAGAAAAGUCAAGUAGUUUUAACACAUCUGACAGUCUAAAUGUUUCUCCUCGUUCUUCAAAACGGACUCCUGUUAAAAAUCGUAAAUAUCAAAGUGAUGAAGAACUUGACCCAGCUAAGGAAGAAGCAGAUAGUUCUGGUAAGAAGAAAAGAUCUCGUUCAAAAUCGCCACGUUGUUCUACCCCAAAGAAGCGCAAACUGAACUUUGAUGAAAAUGAAUUCAUGAAUAUAAAAGAUGAUGAUUUUGUAAUUGAAAAGAAUGACAAAGAUAUAGAUUCUGUCACAAAUGAAUCAACUGAUAAUAAUAAAGGUAAAAAGGUUGUGAAAUCUCGUAAAAAUAAAUCUUUGAUAAAAGAAGAUAUAAUAUUAAAACCAAAAGCUGUCAAGAAGAAAGCAAAGCUUUCUCAAAGUGAAAUAAAAACCUCAGUAGAUGAUGCUACUGAUAAAAAUGAAAGUGUUGAGAAGGUGAAGGAUGAAUCUUUGUCAAUAGAGGAGUCUUGUGAUUUGAAAGAAAGUACUUUUGUAAAAGUAAAAAAAAAGAAAAUAAGAAAGAAAAAAACAGUUGAAAACAGAGAAAAUAUUGAUAGUGCUGAAAUUAAGUCCGAUAAGAUAGAAGUUAAAUCUGAAAGUGCAGAUAAUAUACAUGUUAACAAUGAAGAUAUUACAAAAACUGAAAAGGAAAAUGAUAUUAAACAUAACAGUGAAAAACCUAAUUGUAAUAAUCAAGGUAAUAAUGACGGAAAAAGUGAAAAACCAAUAGACAAUGAGAAAGGAGAGAAAAAAGAAAAAAGGAAAAUGAAACCAUUAGAAGAGAUUGUCUGCACUUAUUGUAAAAAAGUUUCAGUUGGAAAGGCAGCUAAUACAAGACAUUUGAAAAAAUGCUUUGUUUAUCAAGCAAAAUUGGAAAUGCAAAGACAAGAAAAUGAGAAUACAGAAUUGGAAGCAACUGAUGACACAAAGAAAGAUGAAUCUCAUGUUGAAUGUAAGGAUGAAGACAAAACAUGUGUAUAUUCAGAAACAAUAAAUGAGAGCAAUAUAGAAUGUGAUGAUGUAUCUAAAGAAAAUUUAAACCAAAGUGAAAAUCAAAGUGAAGAUAAAGAAAAUCUUAAUGAUAGUCUUAGUUCAGAAAAUAAAUCUAUUGAAAACCAAAGUUCUUCAAAAAAGAGAUCAAAAACAGACAUUAUUUACAAUUGUCAACAUUGUGACUAUACUGCACACAAAAGAGCAAUGUUGGCAAAGCAUCUACAUUCUCACAAUAUUUUUAUGUGCUUACGAUGUAGCUUUUUCUGUGAGUCUGAUGAUGAGUUAAAAGAUCAUAUGCACCGGGAACACAAGGAACGUAUGGAUCAUAAACUAUGUCGAAAGUGUAGUAGAUAUGUACACUGUGCUGAUAUCACACUAGAACAACAUAUGGAAAGUUGUCAGGGUCCAGUUCCAUUUAAGUGUCCUCAUUGUGAAAAGGAGUUCAAGUAUGAAUCAUCGUUGAAAUCUCAUAUCUUAAAACAUGAUCCUGAUGGUCCGAAAAAGUUUUCAUGUCCACAGUGUUCGUACAAAUCUAACUACAAAGCAAACUUAAAGAAACAUCUUGUAAACAUUCAUAGUUCAAGAAUAAAGCAAUUUAAAUGUACUUAUGAGGAUUGUGAAAAAAUGUUUCACUCUGAAGAUAAUAUGAGAAGGCAUUUAAAAUGGCACAGUAUUGACAAACCUUUUAAGUGUAAACAGUGCCAUAAAGAAUUUCGGACUUCAGGUGCAUUAUCCGGUCAUUGUGUAGUUCAUAAAACAGGAACACCUUACAAAUGUACUGUUGAGGAUUGUGAAAAAUCAUUUCGGUCACAUAAACUACUCAAAAAUCAUUUGCAAGAUUUCCAUCAUCAAGCAGAAAAGAAAUUUAUUUGUGCUCAUUCUGGAUGUGAUUUUUCAUUUUUUAAGAGAAGUCAUCUAGAUCGUCAUUUAGUAACACAUUCAGGAGAGAGAAAGUAUGGUUGUUCAUAUUGUGGUAAAGCAUUUAGACAUGCAGACAAUCUGAGAGUCCAUCUUCGGCAGCACACAAAUGAAAAACCAGUGUCCUGUAAUAUGUGCGAUUUCAAAUGUCGACAGAAAAGUUCUCUCCGUUAUCACUUGCAAAAAAUUCAUAACAUUGUUUUCAAAAAAAGAGAAAAACGAAAGGAAAAAUCUGCUUCUGGUGAUGUAGUGUUAAAAUCAGAGAAUGACAUCACUGUUAAUUCAUUAGACUCAAGCUUAGACUUAAUAACUGCAAUCGUAAAUGCAGUAGCAAAAAGUGAGGAUAUUGCAACUCAAAAUGAUACAGUAAUUGAUAAAUCUAAUAGUGCUAAGACUACUACUGGUAGUACUAUUAAUGAUGAUACAAAGUCUGAUUCUCCUGUCGCUAAUAAAGUGGUUGAUCUCUAUGAAUUUAAAUCUGACGAUGAAUUUGGUGAUGAAUCUGUACUGGUUCCAUUACCAUUACCUGUUCAGAGACCUAUUAAUCAUUUAAAUAAAUCAAAUGAGAAAGUGGAUAAUAAAGUGAAAGUAGAAGCUAAAAUUGCAAAUGAAGAUGAACCAACUGAUACAGAAUAUCCUGACAAUAAAGACAGUAUUGAAAAAAUAGAAACUCCCAAACCAAAAGUUGUGAGGCGAGGGAAAAAGAAGAAAAUAAAUUAUGCAGAACCUGAAACUGAUCUUAGCUUUGAAACUGUGGAUGCAAAGGACGAAAAUAUAAAAAAGGAAGAAAAAGAGGAAAAUGUUGUUGUGAAAAGAAAGAGGGGACCAAGAAAAUCAAAAUUGAAAGUUGAAAAAGUUGAGGAGGAAAAAAAGGAAGAGGAUGAAAAAUGUGAAAUCACGCCAAAAGGAAGGAGAGGUCGUAAAAAAGUAGAAAAGAUUCCAAAGAAAAGAGGGAGAAAACCUAAAAGUGUAAUUGUCGAAGAAAACAGCAAAAAAGCUGUAGUAAAAUCACCCAUUAACAAAAUUAAGAAGAAAGCAGGAAGACCAAGAAAAGUAAGACCACCUUCUGAGUCUGAAGAAGACAAGAAAAAGGAGGAAACAAAAGAUGAUGAAAGUAAUCAUGAUGAAAAUGAUUCUGAAAAAGAGGAAGAUGAAACUAUUCCAAGGGAAGAUGAACAUGAUGAUGACACUGUAGAUGUUCCUCUAUUAAGUACUCCGAAUCCUGAUGAAGAUGAUGAUGACACUAGAGAAUAUAUAGGAGAUGAGAACUUAAAAGAAAAUGCACAUCUUGUUUCGAUACUAGAAAACAAGCAAUCAGAAAAGGAGGAUGAGGAAGAAAUAGAAGUCAAGACUAAAGUUAAGCCUGAAGCAAAGACUGAAGAAAAGACUGAAGUAAAAACUGAAGCAAAAACUGAAGCAAAGACUGAAGAAAAGAAAGAAGAACCUCAAAUUGAAAAUGAAAGCAGUGUAGUUGAAAAGCAAAGUGAACAUGAAUCGGAUAAGAUGAGCAGUGGAAUUGACACAGAUUUUGAAGAUGAUUUGAAACCUCCCCCGGCUCCUAGACCUCCACCUGUUGUUGACAGUGAUGAGGGAGAUAUUGAAUCAGGCCCAGAUGAGAUGGACACACCUGGUCGAGACUUUGAGUCAACUCCACCCAAAUCAAAUAUCACAGAACAUAUUCAUAGUGUUCCUGCACAUACACCAAGGGACUUUGAGUCAUCUCCUCCUAAAUCUGUUCAAACAUCAGAUUACGGGCCAAGUACUCUUAGCCAAACAGGAUUUGAAAAUAAGAGAGAAGGAGAUUCUGUUGAGGCACUAUCUGGAAGCUAUACAGCUACACCGUCAAGAGAAGUUUCCGUUGAAGAAAAUCGAGAUGAAAGGGAAGUCAGUCUUCCAUAUUCUAAUCUGGAAUCGGAAAAUUUGCCUAAUACUCAAUCUCCUGUCAUGGAACCAAUACAACCUGAACCACAAUCAAAUGCCAAUCCCGAUUAUGGCUCACAAUCUGAAUCAACUAUGCCAGAGGUUGACAAAGAAUACCUAGGGCAGUAUCUUCAACAGUUUGAUUCAGCUAGCCGUUCAGAGGAUGAUCGAAUUGAAAGGAUGAAUUCUCAAAAUGAACAAACAUCAGAACCAAUUGAUCUUCCAAGUUCACCCCAGAAAGACUUGCCACCUUUGAAUCUCAGUGCAAAUGCACCACCUUUGAACCUUAGUACAAAUAGUAAUGACAGAGAAAAUAGUCAGGGUAGUGACAUGUCAAAUAAGAGAAUGGAAAUAUUGUCCAUUGACCGUCAAACCGAGGAUCAUUAUAGUAGCAGAAGUGAAAAUGUAUCAAGAUCAUCUGAUCGAAUACCCGAUAAUGUUUAUGAAAGCAUCAGCUCUAUGAACACAUUUAUGCCUCCAACUACACGAGAAGCACCAAUUAUUCAUUCAGCAGAAAGUCCAUUCCCGUCAGUAUCAACUCCUUCAACUUUCAUGCGAUUUUCAGAAAAUGAUGCUAUUUUACAGAGGCAAAGAAUGACUACUCCUUUUCUGUCACAGGGUGACCCAAAUGCAUUACAAAAUUUGCAUAGAAUGGCAGACAAUGCCUUAGCACAACAUAACAAUGCAUCAUUACUUCGACGACCAACAACUGUGCCACCUCGUGAAGAUAUGUUCAGUAGUUCCACUGCUGCUAUGGCAAAUAUGGCUAGAAAUCCCUUUCACAACACUUGGGCUAGUCAGGAAGUUAGACCAGCUCAUUGGAGUCAAAGUCCAUAUUUGGGACGCUCAAUUGAUAGGCCAACAGCAGCUCCAUCAACAAUAUUUGGAAAGGACAACUAUCUUCCUGGACGUGAAUUUAUGUUUGAGCCAUCGCGACGUGCAGUUACUGAUAGAAAUGUCUUUCCUGGUCUUCCACAAACACAGAGGCCAGAACUUGCACAUGACACUUUCUCAAUGGACAGAUUUGACAUUGGUAGUUACUUCAGUGGGCAUACAUAUCCUGGGGCUUCAACUCUCACUGAGUAUAACCGAGCUGCUGCUGCACAUACAUCUCAAAAAACAUUUGAUGAACGAUACCGUCAAUCAUCUACAGGCAUCACAGACUUCAGGGCACUACCUCAGACAACUGCAUCUAGUAUGUUUAGUAGUAACAUGUUGAACUCAUCAUUUCAUCUUGACAAAUACAUGUACUCAAGGGAUCCUGUGUAUCAUGCUCAGCAUAUUCCUGAUGCUACAAAUAGUCCAUUUUUACCACCAGGUGUGCCGGGACAGCAUUCUGUGUUUGACCGUGAAUACACAAGGGGUUAUUUUCAGAACAGUCCAUAUAGUUUAGACAAACAAUAUGCUGCGGCAGCGGCUGCCUCAGCUAAAUUAUCACAUCCAUCAGGUGCAAGCGUGGUUCAGGAACGAGACUUUGUACCACGUCCAGGCACAGCUGCUGCCACAGGUGAAAAUCAGGAAGCUUACAGACACCCGAUGUUAUAUAACAUGAUGAAUCAUAGAUUUUAUGAAUGAAAAUUUGUCUGUAGCAUGUAUAUUAUGAGACUGCAUUUAUUUAUUUUUUGUUACAUUUUAUGUCACAGAAGCAAUUCUGGAAUAAGUAUCAUUAAUAGUUUUUGUAGUAUCAGUAUGAUCAGUCACAUAUAUGUAAAUCGUGUUGUACCAAAAGAUGGUAUCUUUCACUUUUACAUAAAUAUUUUUUAAAGAAAAUUUAAAAAAACUUAGCUUAUCUGUCUUGACAUUUAUAUUUUUAUCAUGUUUAUUGGAUAUUAUGUAUCUGUCCAUGAAACCUUUCAUUUUUUCCCCCUAAUUACUGAAUGUACAUUCUUACCACCCUAUUUAGAUACUUUAUUAUUUUAACAAGGAUUUUAGGAUUUAUGCUUCAAAAGGAUAAUAAAAAAAUAUAAAUAGAUAUUUCUGUUGUGAUGGUUAUGUCUACUGAUGUUUAUAUAUUGUUAAAGAAAUGAAUUAAGUGUGCUGACAAGAACUAUUGAAUAUAUAUUUUUUACAAGCUUCAUUUAAGAAUAUAUCAAAAGUUAAUCUUAUCUAGAUGAUACAAAAUAUUUAAUUGUAAGUGUUUCUAAGAAUGUAAGAUGUGGUGCUUCUUUGGUUAGUUAGUAUUGUCAAGCAACUGUUUGUUUAACAAAAGUUGAAAUAUUGCCAAAAUUAUUUACUUGGUUAUUUUAUUUUUUGUUUGUUAAUUUGUUGAACAGUAGGAGGGUAUAAUGUUUAUUAUCAGAUCUAAAUUUUUUUUUGUGAAGAAAAGUGAGGCCAUUAUAUUAUUUAACGAAAGUAAGUAUAUCUUCAAAAAAGUAAGGCCUUAAAAUAAAGGUAUGUGUUCAGGGUUUCCAUACUGGCCCUAACUUUGAACACUGAUCCAAAUGUCUUCAUAAAAUUUUUUUUUUUUUAAAUCUCAAAAAAAAUACUCUCUAACUUUUUUAACCGGAUUUUCGAAAGAGAUCUUCGGUUAUUGAUUUGGGGAUGUACGGCGGGUGGGCAGCUGCCAAACAGUGUCUGUUCAUUAACAUGAAAACCCUUUGUCGAAAUUUUUUCAAAUUUAGAUAUGUUGUUUCCUGUGACUAAAUGAAGGUCAAGUUCAAUUUUCACAACUUUAGCUUUUCUCGUUGUUGAGUUAAAGCCCUUUCUCAAUAAUUCAAUUUUUGUCAUCAAAAUGUGCCACAGAAUUGAUCAAAAACUGGUUAAACAUUUUCAAUUUGAUAGAGCAUAUACAGGUAAAGCAGUAUGCAUAAUAACAGAACUAAGCCAUAUCUUUUGAAAACAAUCUACCUAUUGGCACUAUAAUUUUUAGGAAGGAAACUCAGACCACUCAUUUUAAUGUCUCAAGAAAAACACAAAAUUAAGGAAAGAGUAUGGAAAGAUAAAAAAGUUUGUUUCCCCUUAUUUUUGUCUUCCCAAUUUUUGUUAAUGAUAAAAAAACAGUAUUUUUUUUUACUAACUUAAUUAAGGAUUCUUAUAUAAAAUUAUAUGUUAACUAUAAAACAUAUGUACUUAGUUCUUGUCUUCAAUGUUGCUAUUUGUAAUUUCAGGUUUUAUGGAGUUUUGUUUCUUUUCCAAAUUUUCAAAAAAAUCAGAUAUUUCUGUCUCUAGAAAUCAGUGUCUAAAUCAGAUAAAGCUUUCAAUAGUUUUUGUUUAUUAAAAUCCUGUAUUAAGAGCGGAGAUUAAAUAUUUACAAGUGUGUUUACUUCUGGACACAGGUUUAGUUGGAUUUUGGCUCUUUCAUUCCUGUUUCAUGUAUUGAUAAGCCAACUGACAUGACUGUAAUAUUGGAGUUAUUUUUCAUCAAAUUAAGUUGGUCUCACUUUUAUGUUCAGAUUUUAAGAUGUGUUAUUGACCACUUAGCACUGUGAAAAUUUAAUUUCAUUAUUAAAAAUAAAAUCCAUUAGAAUCCUGAUGUAAAUGUCACAGAGACAGCAACCCGUCAAGUAAACCAAAAUAGAUAAAUGCUUGAUUACAUGUGAGUCUAAAAAUUUAAUAUCCACAUCCAUUUCUCCUUUUAGUUAUCCAUGUUUAGGGGUAGAAUAUAUGUUUAUUGUUACAUUGAACAAAAGUUUGAAAAAUUUAACAAACACUGGUUGUUAGAUAUACCCACUUGUUUAUUGAAGCAUUGAUUGUUAUUUUUUGUUCAAGUUUUAUUUUUAUAUGAUUUUUACAAAAGUCAAUAUUUAAUUAUUUAUAUAAAUGUUUUAUUAUUGCAUAUUUUAAUUUGAAACGUAACAAAGUAUGCCAGACUACUUCUGAAGGGCAUGAAUAGUAAAAUUGAGUAAAAAGGUUUUAUCAGGUGGUCAGUCCUUUGAAAAUUAGCCAUUGAAGCACUUUUAAUAGGACCAAAGGGUCAGUGUCAAUUUGAAGUCAUCACUUGGCAUCUUUCUUUCAUCUGUUUAUUUUUCACAUUUGUUUUCCUUUACUUCCUACUUCAAACAAUUUAAUGACAGGCAGUAAUCACACUGAUGGGUAUGCUUAUUGUAAAUGUUGAAAAUAUUGACAUGAUUGAACUAAUUAUAAUUAAAGUAACAGUAAAAUGAUCACAAAAUAAUUAUCUAGUGUCUUCUAAAACAAAUAACUAAAUCAAUCAGAUGGAAUAUAUAGAUUUAUUUUAAUGAUAAAAGACAUUGUUGUGAUGUCCAAAAUUAUAAGUGAGAUUCCUAAUAGGUGUCAAGUUUUUACCUCAAUAACCUCAAUAAGAGUUCACUUAUCACGAGAAAAAUUUCCCUGUACAAUUGGUCAUUUUAUUCCUCUGUAUUUGAUAAAAAAAAUUUAAAUGCUAUAGUUAUUAACAUAACAAGGAUUUAAAUUAUAGAAAUAGUUUUGAUUUUGUACAGUGCAAGUAGAUUGGAAAAACAUCUAGAAAGUCCUUAUACUGAGGAUGACUUUCAAAAUUUUCAAAAUUUUAUUUUGAUUACCCUCCAAAUAGCAGUUUACGAUGAUUUGAACAAUGAAUACCCUUUGUAUAAGACUAAAUCAUUCUUGGUAAACCAUAUAUUUUAUACAGAGAUGAUAUUAAGCUAUCUAGUUCUGGAUAUGGAUCCUCAUUUCACAUGUUAUGCUUACAAUUGCAUGCUUAAAAGGGAGGAGGCCACAGGUUUUAAAGAUUACAGAAAUUUAUAUUUGACCACAACUCACAAAUCAAGGUAAAACCAAUUGUAAAUCAUAAUUUUUGUGGAUAAAAAGUUUUAAAAUGAUAUUAUGGUAUUUAUUUAAAAAAAAGUCAUUUAGGGUAAUAAAUUAUGUGGCAUAGUACUUAAAAAUAUUCAAUUAGACUACUGUUAAGAUUUGUAUUUAAUUUAUUUUUUAUCAUAACACCUGUGACAAUAAAUAAGUUUUAAUAUUAUAGCAGCAUACACAUAAUCAUAGAUCUAUAGUUUUAUUUUUUUUUCAAGAAAUGAAGAUAUUACUGGUCGAAAUCCAAAAUAUGCUUAUUAGAUCUUGGAGAUAAAUUACUUUGUGUCAGUAAAAUUUAAUUGUAUAAGAUUUGUAACCACUAUUGAAAAUCUAUUGUUAUUCUAGGCCAUUUACAAAUUCAUCUAUGGCAAUACACUAGUCAAAUUCAACAUUGUAAAAUGUCAAAAUUAAAUGAUAUGUGAUUUCAAUUUUAUACAAUAGUCAUGAUUUAGGCAAACAGUUUAUAUUCUGAAACAUUUUAUUUCCUUAAUCUGUGGAAUAGAAAGUGGGUUGAAAAUUGCAAUAAAAAGUGCAACUUUAUAUAAAAGGGGAAAAAAUAGGAUAAUCAGGUUCAAUGCUAUAAGAAACCCUAGCGGGUUGUGUUUAUAUUUAGGCUUUCAAGAAAAUAUAAAGAAUGUUUUUCUUAUAGGUCUAUCAGUGAAGAAUACAUAAACCUUUAAAGUACAUUUAACCUUGAUUUGCUAAUCAAAAUGGUUUUAUUGCAUGCCACCUCAAAUAACAUGUAUCCUUAUGAAUAUCAAAUGAACAAACAAAAGAAUCAUGUCAGUACUGUGAAUAUAUAUGUCUUUUACUACAUGUAAAUGAGGCUGUAAAAGGUUUAUUGUGUGUUACAUGUAUAACAUUAUUUUUGAUGUAUUAAAUAAUAUAUAGAUAUAUAUACAAAUUCAUUGUUUGUAAAUUUGAUGUUGAAUUAAUACUUUUAAAGCAUUUAUACAACUCUGAUUUUAUUAAAAUCUGUUUUACUUAUUUAUUUUUUUAAUAUGAUGAUUUUGUCAUGCAACUAAUGCUUAUGUAUUUAGCUUUAUUAGAAGAAAUAUUUAAUGUUUGCCUUUUUGUUUUGAUUUAAGUAUAACAUACACAUGCACACACAGAAAGUAGAACAUAUAUAUGUGUAAAUGAAGUGAAAUUGACUAGUUUAAGGGCUUUUUAUUAAAAUAAAAAAAUACUGCAUCUGUCAGCAUAAAAUUUAAGAUUUUUUUUACACUUGUUAAUCAUUGGCUAAUGGAGAUUUUUCUUCUCUUGAUAUAGAAUACUGCUACAAGUAAUUUCAGGAAAUAUUUAACAUUGAAAUAAUAAGAAAAUCGCUAAAAUACAUGUAGAAGUAUUUUUUGAGAUUUUUCUUUGAUUUUGAAAGGAAUAACUAAUAUCUAUUGUUAAUUUACAGAUAUAUCCUUUACUGCAUCACAAAAACAGUAAUAGUACUGCCCGUAUGACUUACAGUUUUCAACUUUUGAGGAGUAAGUUAUAUUUGGAUUUCAGUUAAACUUCAGAAUUUCUUAUUAGUACAAGGAUUUUUAAAAUUCAAAAAUAGGUAUUUUUACAUGAAUUGUACUUAUAGAACAAAUAUAUCAUAAUAUCCUAGUAAAAGUAGGUUGAAUUCUAGUGACUAUAUAUUUUUGUAUGUUAAGUUAAAUGUUUCUUAGUAUUUUACUUUUUCACUGUUUCUGUACUUAGUAUCUGAUUGUCUUAAACUGUUAAAGAAUGAAUUACUGAUAAAGGGAGAUAAUAAAUCUAAAUGAAAAAAAAAGAAAAACUGUUAUUGUUUGAUGUAAAUGAAGAAUAUUUUUAUACAUUGUGGGUCUUCUUUCAAAUAUAAUCAAACAAAAAUAUAAGUGUUUUCUUCUGCACUACUUUUAAACUGUCUAAAAUGGUCAAAGCUAUGAUGCAAGUUUUACAAUGCAAAAUGAAAGGAGCACAUGGUAUAUUCAUAUAUUUAUAUAUAUUUGUAAAUAGAAAAAUAUCCAUGACAUUUAAAAACCACAUUUUCUAUUGUGCUUAAGAUAUGUGCCAUAUGAUAUAAUUGUUUGUUGGAAGAUCACAGUUUGCAUAUUCAAUAUCAACUUUCACAUUAUAAUAUUUUUAUCAUCUUAUGCAUUUAUUUUGUACAUUAACAUCACAAAAUAUUACCAGUGGUUGUAUAAAUUGAAAUGGUUGUUUUAACACAUAUUUAUUUAUAUUUUGAUAAGGCUGCAAGAAAAGGCAGCAGUGACCAGUAUUUUUACAAGUAAAUCCAAUAUGUUUUUAGUAAUGUACAAGACACAAUUACUUUUAUUCUUUUUUCUUAAAAAUGUGAUACAUGUAUGGAGAUUUUUCUUCUUUACUCCUAUUCCAAGGAGGGAGAACUUUCCAGACCGGACAUCUUGAUAUGUUAGAGGUGCUACUGUUUGAAAUGGAAACAAAAACAAUAACUUUUAAGAGUCUCUUCAACUCUCUUGGAAAGGAGCUAUAUUUUAGGGUUUUUUCUCUACCUCCAAACAAAGUAAUAUUAAUGCCCACAUAAUGUUCUCUGUAAUAGAUUAGGAGUGAUUUGAUAUGGGAAUAUAACUAAAUAAAAUCUAAAGAAUCUCAAGGAAAAUGUCUUGCUUCAUUUAUUUGGUUGAUAAUUAUUGACCAAUACUAAUUAUUGUGUAGAUGCAUUAAGCCUUUUUCUGUAAGUAGGUCACCAUGCCUUUAUCAAGAUGAUUCACUGAGUUUUUUUUACAUUUUUCUUUUUUAUCUCUAUAGUAAUUUAAAAAAUAAGUUGAUUUUUCAAGUAGCCUGAUGUGAAGUUGCUUCUAUAGAUCAGUUUGAUGAUAAUGUUUUGAGUAUAAAGUGAACCUGUGUAAUAGAUAACCUUUCAAUCUGAAAUUUAGAUUUGACUAAAACAUCUUUUAAACUCUAAUUUGAGCCUCCAUUAACAAAAAAGAAAUUGAGGACAACCCUGCAAUACAAAAUCAUCAGUCUGUUGUAUAAUACAUUGUACAGGCAUUGAAGUUCAUUUCCUCUAUAAAUCAAAUAUUACAGAUCAUUGUAUUUCAAAAUAGUUCAUUCUUUUGUUUUUAUAAAAGUGAUAUUUUAAGAUAUUGACUAUGAAUACAGGUCUUCUACAUUUAAAAAAAAGAUCACAAAUUGGACAACAUAUUACAAUGGAUUUUAUUGUUACAUUUAUUUAAAUUAAAUUCUAUAUUUUGUCCUUAACAUCUUUCAGACAUUUUUUUCUGAUAGAACUGUUUUGAAAUGUCAAAACUUAAGAUUGCAAAGGCAUAUCCAGUUAAGUUACUAUAUUCUUAUCAAGCUUGAUAUCACUUUUGCUUUUAUGUAUAUGAAUUGUCAACAAUCAUUGAUUUGUACAAAAUGCAAUCCAAUUCAUAUUUAGCUUUUCUACAAUGUUUUUCUCCUGUUUGUAUAUACUCAUAGAGAAUUUCUCCUUUCAUACUAACUUUUUACUGCUUGUAUGCUUUUUGUUACGUUAUAUCAUGUUUUUUGUAAAUAUUUUUGUUACAUUUCCAUGGGUAUAAUAAAACCAUAUUUUCGUCAUAGAACAAUAUAAGCAUUUAAUAUUGUAGUGAACCAAUGUUUGCUUGUUGUGGAUUAUUUUUUUGUUAUAUUUGUCCCUUUCUUAAGAUUCUAUUUCUGAUGUGAUAUAUGUUAAAUGUAAGUAAAUGUGUAAAAAUUUAUUAAAGCUAUAUAUUAACCAAAUUUAGAACAUAGAAUAUCAUUAAUUAGACCAUAGUUUUAGAAAAAUAAAAUGUUUUACGUAUGGAAAA